AUGAAGAAUCUUGCUAGAAGCUAUGUGUGGUGGCCAGGAAUCGAUGGUCAAAUUGAAAUUUUGACAAAAGGGUGUGAAGGAUGUCAAAGAGUUCAAAAUGCACCACCUUUAGCCCCGUUACACCCCUGGGAAUGGCCUUCAUCUCCUUGGCAGCGGGUACAUAUUGACUUUGCUGGUCCAUUCAUGGAUUGUACGUUUCUUAUUGCAGUGGACGCUCAUUCAAAAUGGCCAGAGGUAAUAAAGAUGAAAUCCACUACUUCUGAGAAAACAAUUGCUGUGCUGCGAACCAUCUUUGCUAGAAAUGGUCUACCGGAGCAAGUGUGCAGUGACAAUGGGCCACAGUUUGUGUCCAUGGAAUUCAAAAAGUUCAUGCAAGACAAUGGAAUUAAACAUUUUACAUCAGCUCCACAUCAUCCAGCCACUAAUGGUUUGGCUGAGAGAUUUGUCCAAACAUUCAAAAAAGCUAUCAAGUCCAUGCACCAUGAACAUCUACCUUUGCAACACAAGAUUGACAACUUCUUGUUUAUUUAUCGUAGGACUGAGCACUCCACUACCGGUCAGCCUCCUGCAGUGCUAUUUAUGCAACGGAACUUACGGUCUCAGUGGGACUUGAUAAAACUGGAUGUAAGGCGGAAGGUACAUAACAAACAGUUUCAAUCAGUUUAUCAGAAACCUACUCGGUUCUUCCACAUUGGCCAAGAGGUUCUGGUCCGUGAUUAUAGAGGAGACAAAUGGCAACCGGGAAUAGUUUCUUCCAAAGCCGGCCCUCUGAUGUACGAGAUUGAAGUUGGAGGAGAAUUGUGGCAUCACCACAUUGAUCAAAUCAUUGAGGCUGGGAGGCAAACUGACUGUACGUCGACAGCUGGACAUAGCCAAGCCAGUGAUGUGGGGGUUUAUGUAUACCCCUCUGGAACUGAUACAGAGACUGUUCCUGACACUGUGGAGGAAAUGUACCCCUCUGGGUCAGAUACAGAGACUGUUUCCAAACCUGCUAUGGAGUCACCUGAGCAUGAGGUUCCCUUAGUAACAACUGAUCCUGAACCCUCUAGUGGGAUUUCUGUGGAGCAGCCAGUCACUCUGGGAGUUAAACAUCGGUAUCCAGACAGCGUUCGUAAGGCACCUCAAAGGCAUACUUGCCUACCCUCCCGGAAUGGCCGGGAGGCUCCCGAAAAUCGUGUGACCCUCCUGGCCCCCCGGAAAGGUGGGCAAGCCUCCCGCUUUCCCCCUCGGCCGCCCGCAGCAGAGAACAAGCGGGCGGCCGGAGGGGUCCGAUGA
Molecule: messenger RNA, 1275 nt
Organism: Pseudophryne corroboree (corroboree frog)
Lineage: Eukaryota; Metazoa; Chordata; Amphibia; Anura; Myobatrachidae
Exons: 1
Coding region: 1-1275 (424 amino acids)
Biological process (GO): DNA integration
Molecular function (GO): nucleic acid binding
Source: RefSeq, a predicted model, not a curated record